AUGGCACUGAUUUCCAUUAACACUGGUGGUUCCAGUGGAUUUCUGUAUAAUUCUGGAUCAGGAACCGCUCGUCUCUGCAUCACCGCAGAAACACCUGAUUUCGACAAUGAGACACUGCGUAAUUGGAAGGAUGAAGGGUUCGACGUAGUGUAUAUCGCAUACAACAAUGGAGGGAAGGAAUACAUUAGCCAGUUGAGGUCGGUCAAGGAGGGACUGGGCGUGGGUGAGAACUAUGCCAUCAUCGCCUUUGGUGAUGCUGCAUCUUUCUGCCUCGACUAUUUUAUCAAACCCACAGCCGCCAGUCGUCUCUGCGCUCUCAUUGCCUACUACCCAACGAAUAUCCCAGACACAAGGUCCCAUUUCCCACCUACCCUCCGCGUCCUGACACAUCUAGCGGGUUCGACAGUGGAUGUCACAACAGUACCAACUGCACUUGGGUUGCAGGGGAAGAAACGUCGAACGACACGGCGGAUUCAACCUGGAGUCGGCACUGGAGAGCGUAUUAACAUUGGACACCCUGCCUACACCUAUGAAUACGUACAGCCAGGGUUUGCGGAACAUGAUCUGGAUGAAUACAACCGGCUGUCCUGUGAUCUUGCUUGGACUAGAACUCUACAGCUUUUGCGGAAAGGAUUCGGAAAGGACCCUGAUCUAGAAGCGAAAUGGGAAGACCACCAAGAAGGCAAAUUCUUCUCGUCAGAUAUUUCGGAAACAAUGGACCCCUAUGCGACUCAUAUUACUUCAACUGUCACAUAUACGCCCACUCAGAGCGGCGGUAUUGGAUGGCAUGCUCUGCGUCGCUUCUACGAACAAAACUUUAUCCGCAAGCUACCUCCUUCCAUGCGGCUGCGACUCAUCUCACGUACUGCCGGCGCGGAUCGAAUUGUGGAUGAGCUCUAUGUAACCUUCGACCACACGCACGAGAUUCCGUGGAUGCUCCCUGGCGUACCCCCAACCAACCGGAAAGUUGAAAUUAUUAUUGUCAGCAUCGUUAGCAUACGAGCUGGAAAGCUAUGCUCGGAGCAUGUCUAUUGGGACCAAGCCAGUGUCCUGGUUCAAGUUGGUUUGUUGGACCCAAAACUUGUUCCCCAAGGUGUUCAAGGUGUAGAUCGUCUGCCUGUUGUUGGCAGGGAGGCUGCAAGAAGAAUCUUGCAUGAAAAUCCAGAGACCGAAGAAGAAUACCAUAAUCGAUUAAUUCGAAGAGCUCGCGCAAAGAGCAAGAAUAAUGGUAAACACACUUUGGUUGAGGAGUCCGGGACGGAGUUGAAGAGCGAGACAGAGGCUACAAAACCACCCAAGAACAAAGGAAAGUCUGUUCAGCGAGAACCCUCUUCAACUGAGAAGGAUAAAGGAGAAGAGACUGAAACGGAAACGCAACCAAGAAAGGAGAGUGCUGCGUAUGUGGAGGAUGAUAAUGCUGAGAACGACGCCUGA
Molecule: messenger RNA, 1434 nt
Organism: Aspergillus wentii DTO 134E9
Lineage: Eukaryota; Fungi; Ascomycota; Eurotiomycetes; Eurotiales; Aspergillaceae
Product: dienelactone hydrolase
Exons: 3
Coding region: 1-1434 (477 amino acids)
Biological process (GO): polyketide metabolic process
Source: RefSeq, a predicted model, not a curated record